Colletotrichum gloeosporioides is the source of this 2247-nucleotide messenger RNA. RefSeq lists its product as uncharacterized. The coding region runs from base 1 to 2247 and encodes 748 amino acids. The record is from RefSeq and is a predicted model, not a curated record. Lineage: Eukaryota; Fungi; Ascomycota; Sordariomycetes; Glomerellales; Glomerellaceae. The transcript is spliced from 2 exons.
AUGGCUCGCGGUGCACCUCGAUCCAGGGCCCGGGCCCACGCCCACGAGUUCGUCGUCGUUGAAGACGACACAGCCACCACGGAUAUUUCCAACCAACAUGCUUCAAUAGACGCAAACAUUGCUCUCCUUGACAGACAUGACACUAAUACUGAGAGAGGUCCCCACAACUUCAUUGACCACUUGACCGACAAACUCAAGGAGCUGCAUAUCUAUAGCCCUGAAAAGAAUCGCGGCGACAGAUCGUUACUUCCUAUUUCCAACAGCCGUCCAACUCGAUUGUCUGUUCACAGUGUCGACACCGAGAUCUUCCCACUCCUCCAGGCUGUCAAGGAAGAAGCCGAAGACUGCGACAAUUGCCCAGCUGAGACCAUUUACGCGCAAGGACCAAUCCCUGCACAGCCGCCUCGAGUGAUCGAGGGUGUCCCCUCGUUGACUGAAACAAACGCAUUAACGGCGUCUGCUAGCCAGGCACAGGACUCAUUUGAAGCCAGCGUCCCCUCUGAAGUCUUCUCUGUCCUUGACAUUCCUGAUCACCAACGGCCGCUGAGUGCUAAUUCACAUAUUCAGUCGAGUAUCACACGACACAAGGCAGGUCAGUAUGACUAUGUACUUUCGGUUCCUGGCCUAGACGGCCCAGCCUUGCGAAUCGGUCCGCCCAGUCGGGUUCAGGAUGAAUCGCAGAGCUUUGGCUGCAACGUUCUGGCGCAGAACCAAGGCUCGACCUCUCAUAUCUGCAGUCAGGGCAAACUGACUAAUACCUACCGAAUUCUAGCCACUCCUUUAGGGCCUGAGGAAGUCGUGUCACUGCGCGCACAUCAAUACUCACAGGUGGAAGAAACCAUGGCCAUCGCCGAGCCCGUCGUUCGACUUCUUUCUCCAACGCCUGUGGAGAACGACACCGCAUUGAACAAGACAUCGCAGUCAGGUAUCACGGUCACUAUUGUCGAACAGACCCGGCCGAACCAGAUGGAGCCUUCAGCCAAGGCAAAUGAAAACAGGAAGGAGUCCUCAGUUGAUGUACUCGGGCAUCCAAAGGACAGAGUCAUUUCCGUAUCUACAGACGACAGCAGUUUUCAGGCUCCGCACACGCCCUCACGAUCGACUUCUGCAAGUUCGCAGUCGCGCAUAGAGGACUCCCUAGAAGCCAUUGAUAGACUCGAAGAGCAAUUGGAGCUUGUCGAUGCUGCCAUUACACCACCUAGCAAAACCCGGCGACACCAAGCAGCAAGCGAUGAAUCGCCUGCUUUGAACGAUUCCGCCAUCCGGUGCAAUGGCUCCUUACUGAGUCAUGGCCCAAGCAGUGCCAGGUCGAAACCUGUGACCUCUAAAACCCGCCCAACUCAGAGAAAGUCUGUCUCAAUCGUUGACGACAAGAGAGCUACAGGGUCUCCGGCCAAAGCAACUCCGACCCGAUCUUCUGUUUCUCGGCCAACUAGCUUGCUGCCGCCAAUCAAAUCCACCAAGCCCCCAACAAAGCCAUCGUUUGAGCUGCCGGGAGAGGCCGUCGCUAGGCGUCUAAAGGAGCAACGCGAAGCCCGUCAAGCGCAGCAGGCGCAGGACAAGGCUGCAGCCGCAGCCGCAGCAGCGCCUCAGAGAAGGAGAUCAACUAAAGCACUGACGCGACCCACAUUUGAGCUUCCGGGAGAGGCAAUCUCCAAGCGCAAGAGGGAGGAUCGUGAAGCCAGGCUCAGACAACAGGAGGAGGACGAGCGCAAGCGUCGCGAGUUCAAGGCGCGUCCUAUCAGGGCGAAACUAAAUUCAGCUUCGUACCCCCGCGAGACUGCUACUAGUCGUGCUCGCCAGGGCAAAGCCUCUGAGUCGAGCGAGGCAGCCCAGGUUGAGCAAAGCCCUGCCAAGCGCUCAUCGAUUAUUAUGACUCCGCGAACGCCAGUCACAAGAUCCACAUCAAACAGAUCCCCACAGGCUCGAGGCAGAGGCCUGUCCCAAGCUACCGUCACUUCCCAAAUCAGCCGUGGUACUUCUACUUCUACUACCAGUAUGGGAAAGCGCAGCACGCUAUCUGCCGAGGACUUGGAGCAGCAAAAGAUAAAGGGCAGGGAGGUUUUUGAGCGGGACAACGGUUACCUCGAGGAUAAGGAGCGGGAACGUCGUGAACGUGAACUCAAUGCCAAGCUUGCUCGCGAGCAGGCCGCCGAGCGCUCCAGACAAGCGAGCAGAGAGUGGGCUGAGAAGCAGCGACGCAAGCAGCUGGCAGCAACUAAUGCGGUGGCCCGUCAAGCAGUUUAG